UUUCCUCUUCUGUUAAAUGCACAUCUCACAGGAUCAUUGGGAAGAUUCAGUGCCAUGAUGCAUAUGACACACUCAGCGUAGUGCCUGGCACGUAGUAGGUGUUGAAAUCAAUAGUAGCUGCCAUUUUAUUAUUAUUGUUAUUGUUAUUGUUAUUCCCAUAUACAAGGUGCUGUUGGGAACACAGAGGAAGUGACUGACUGGGGGUUCAGGGAAAGCUCCGUAGAAGAGGGAACACUUGAGCUGGGUCUUGAAGGAUGAGUAGAAGUUCACCAAGUGGGAAAGGACACUCUAGGAUGGCCGAGCCUCGAUUUAACAACCCCUACUUCUGGCCCCCUCCUCCCACCAUGCCCAGCCAGCUGGACAACCUGGUCCUGAUUAACAAGAUCAAGGAGCAGCUGAUGGCGGAGAAGAUCCGGCCGCCUCACCUGCCGCCCACGUCGGCUUCGUCGCAGCAGCCGCUGCUGGUGCCGCCGGCGCCGGCCGAGAGCAGCCAAGCCGUCAUGUCGCUGCCCAAGCUGCAGCAGGUGCCGGGGCUGCACCCGCAGGCCGGCCGCAGCCCGACGUGGCGCUGCACGCGCUGGCCGGCCACCAGCACCGUCACAGGUCUGGGGCUCUCCUCCCGGACCCCGGCUGUGAGCACGUCCGAGUCGAGUGCAGGCACGGGGACCAGCACCCCGUCCACGCCCACCACCACCAGCCAGAGCCGCCUCAUCGCCUCGUCCCCCACCCUCAUCUCAGGGAUCACCAGCCCCCCCCUCCUGGACUCCAUCAAGACAAUCCAGGGCCAUGGCCUGCUUGGCCCCCAGUCCGAGCGCGGCCGCAAAAAGAUCAAGGCGGAGAACGCAGUGGGGCCGCCCGUCCUCGUAGUCCCCUACCCCAUCCUGGCCUCGGGCGAGACUGCCAAGGAGGGCAAGACAUACAGGUGUAAGGUGUGCCCGCUGACCUUUUUCACCAAGUCUGAGAUGCAAAUUCACUCCAAGUCACACACCGAGGCCAAGCCCCACAAGUGCCCGCACUGCUCCAAGUCCUUUGCCAACGCCUCCUACCUGGCCCAGCACCUGCGCAUCCACCUGGGCGUCAAGCCCUACCACUGCUCCUACUGUGAUAAGUCCUUCCGACAGCUCUCCCACCUCCAGCAGCACACCAGAAUCCACACAGGCGACAGACCCUACAAGUGCCCACAUCCUGGCUGCGAAAAGGCUUUCACUCAGCUCUCCAACCUCCAGUCUCACCAGCGCCAGCACAACAAGGACAAGCCCUACAAGUGUCCCAACUGCUACCGGGCCUACUCGGACUCCGCGUCCCUGCAGAUCCACCUCUCCGCCCACGCCAUCAAGCACGCCAAGGCCUACUGCUGCAGCAUGUGCGGGCGGGCCUACACCUCGGAGACCUACCUGAUGAAGCACAUGUCCAAACACACGGUGGUGGAGCACCUGGUGAGCCAUCACUCGCCCCAGAGGACGGAGUCCCCCGGCAUCCCGGUGCGAAUUUCCCUCAUCUGAGCCGACCCAAGGCGCCGCCCCACCCUGCCCACUGGCAGACACAGACCCAGGCAGCACCAGGCCCCAGCUUCCUCCAGGGGCCCUCCAGGAACAGCCGAGCUCUCUCAUGACCUUCCUGACCUUCCAGAAAGCCUGGGCUGCAGAAGCCCUGCCCGGUCCAGCUCCGGGGGCGGCCAGGCCAACUGCAAGAUUCUGGACUGUUUUGGUGGCAUCCAAAGACGAUCUCAGAGCACUUUGAACCUCUCUGUUGGGUUUCUUUUUGUUCCCCACCCUCCACUUGCUUCACUGUUUUUGUUUUUAAGUUUGUUUUGGAAAUAACAAAAAAGAUAUUUAUUGGCCAAGAAGUUGGUGCUGCUAAGACCGAGAAAUGAAAAGAAUCGGACAGAUGGACACAGAGAACCAGAGGGCAGCGUGGGACCUUCUCUUGCCACAGCCUCAGGUCUUGAGGGAAGGCUCAGGCCUGGGUUUCUGGACUGCAAAGGGGACCCCCCCCCCAGGUGGGAGGGGACAGGAAGCAUCUGGAGUGAGCCACUCACCCCUAGGUGCCCAGCUCCAACCUCUUGGGCUACACCCUGGGCAUUACUGAGCAGAGGGAUGAGGCAGCUCCUGGGGCUGCCCGGGCUUCAGGAGGCAAAACAGGAGAGGGGCUGGGAGAUCCGCAGGACCAAAGGGUGCAGCGUUGGGCUGGGCUGGGCACAGGCCCAGGGAAAUGGGGUGAGGGUGGGCUGGGUAAGACCUGGCCCUCCACUGCCCUGAAGACCACCCCAGUCUACCUCGGUGCUGGCCAGGAAACCUAUUGGCUACCUCUCCCACCAUCCCAGACUGUGGGCAGGGGGGUGGGGAGGGAGUGGGCCUAGGCUUAGGACCCCCCCUCCAGAAUUUCCUCCAGAUGGGGCAGUGCCCAGGGAGGGGUUAUGUGUCUUCCCUGUCAUGAAGGGGGGAAUCCCCAGUCCAGGCCCUAGGCCCCUCGGCAGGGAAGGGAUCCUCGGGGAGGAGGGUCCCAGGAGCAGACCCUGCCCUCAGCCCCCACAGACACACCCCGAUCUGAAAGCCAUGCGUGUCCAUGUAUAUAGGAACUAUGUACAGAGCCCGGAGAAGCCCCCCUUCAUCCCCCGGGGAAAAAAAAAAAAAAAAAAAACUAGACAGAAACUCAUCUAUAUAUUCUGUAUCUGGAGUUCCGUUUUGAAUAUUAACUGUGUUAUUUUUAUACACUUUUUAAGCCUUAACUCGCCAUUGAUUUACCAGUUUAACGUUUCCUGGGGUUUUUUUUUCCCAUGGGGUUCUCUGCCCCAGCCCCCACCCCUUUGUUUGACUUGCGUCGUCGGAUACUCAGUAUUGUAGCUUUUUGUCCGCAUGUUACUACCCUGUAAAUACGCUGUUAUACAUACUGUUAACACCCCAUUUGCUUUUUUCUAUGGGACCUCCAGGCCACCAUAUCUAGAACUAGUUACCUUAUUAAAAAAGAGAAAACAGUCUGUCGGCUUCUCAGUCUGCAUCUUGGUGGCAGGGAGGUGAGGGCAGGUGCCCCUCAAUGCUUCAGGAAACAGGUUUGCAUUCUAUUUAAGAGAAGGGGUGGGGAGCAAAAUAAAAAUCCAGUGUGGGGGAAGACACUACAUGGGGCGAGAGACCAAGAAUCCCAAACCCUCUGCUCUUUGUAUUUCUCUGUUGUGAAGAAUAAACUGUACCUGCACCUGG
Messenger RNA from Lynx canadensis (Canada lynx), 3197 nucleotides. It is a transcript of the gene ZNF362, whose product is annotated as zinc finger protein 362. Gene Ontology annotation, cellular component: nucleus. NCBI's taxonomy places the organism in Eukaryota, Metazoa, Chordata, Mammalia, Carnivora, Felidae. Gene Ontology annotation, biological process: regulation of transcription by RNA polymerase II; central nervous system development. The record is from RefSeq and is a predicted model, not a curated record. Gene Ontology annotation, molecular function: RNA polymerase II cis-regulatory region sequence-specific DNA binding; DNA-binding transcription factor activity, RNA polymerase II-specific.